UUCCAUCGUGCGCGAUACUCCUGCUUGUCCCUCUUUGUCCGGUGGCGAUAGAAGGCCAUGAUAAUUAUGGCAAAAUUUGCGUUUUUGAAUGAAUUAUAGUUGAAUGGUGGAUCAACAAGCAUACACCGUGCGAGGACCGGUUUGCUGGCAAUGACACACCAGAGAGUUUCAAUUUAAAGGACAGCAGAGCAAGCAACGGAGAAAGGUCAUAUUAGCUAAUGGCUGCCGAAUCGGGGAGACUACUGGCGGGACAAGGAAAACGAAGCAAAGCUUCACAGAUGAAGAGCCCAGAGAAGAAGAAGGCGAGGAAAUCCACCAACCAGGCGGCAGGGUUCUCCCACCUCACUGAGUUUGCACCCCCACCUACACCCAUGGUGGACCACCUGGUCGCCUCCAACCCCUUCGACGAUGACUUCGGCCCCCCAUCCCGACCUAGUGGGACAGGUGGACCAGGUGGUGCUCCAUUUCUACCCAGCCCAGGCGGAGGAGGUGGGUAUGGAGGUGGAGGCAGAAUGAGCGGAGGCAUGGGCUUCAUGGGAGGCCCAGGAGGACCAGGUGGCGGCCAACCUGGACGGAGGCCACCGUUUGGCCCUCCAUCCAAUGCUGGACCUCACCACCAGCUCGGCUUUGGAGGAAUGCCUGGCUUUGGAGGUGGUGGUGGGGGCGGCAGUGGGGGAGGAGGGGGAGGAUUUCCCCCUGGUGGCCCUUCUCAGUUCAAUAUGCCACCAAACUUCAGUCCACCCAUGCACCCCGGGCCAGGAUUCAAUCCCAUGUUGUCUCCAGGGGCUAUGGGAGGUCCCGGGGGAGGAGGGCCACCCCACCCUCGGUUUGGCAUGCCUCCACAGCAGCAGCACGGACAGGGUGGACACCCAUUCAACAGCCCACCGUUACCUGGUGGUGGAGGCCCCAGAGGGCCCCCACAUGGCCCCCUGCCUCCCAUGGGAGGAGGCAUGGGUCCUGGGAUGAACAUGAUGGGUGGCAUGGGUGGUGGCCCUGGAGGCAACAUGGUGGGAGGGUUACCAGGUAUGCCCCCUCAAGGACAGUUCCCUCCCUCACAGGAUGGCCCCUACCCUGGCCCCAGUCCGCCAGGGCCAGGCAACGAGGAUGGAAAAAACUUUGGUGGAGGAGGGGCUCCAUCUGGGCCUCAGCAGCAGCAACAGCAACAGCAGCAGCAGCAGCAGCAACAGCUUAACCUAAAUCCCAACGGCCCCCCUCCUAAUAAUACCACACCUGGGCCUCCUCCUAACUCUGGCCCACCACAGCCAGGAGGGGGCUUCCCUGGCCACCCUGACGUCCAGCAGACCAACGCCAAUACACCUGGUCAGCCUCCCUCAGCACCGCCACAGCCUAACCCCAACUCUUCUCCUACUGGUCCCCUGAAUGGGUCAGGCCAGCCUCAGCAUCCACCACCCAGUCAGCUACAACCCCCCAGCAAUGCAAACACCCCCAACUCUAACAACUCUACGCAGCAGCAGCAAUCCACUCCACCUAACUCUGCCCCUGGCUCCACCCCGUACAACCAGCAGAAUAACACUCCUGGUGCUGGUGGUCCCAUGCCAAAUGCGGCCCCCAAUUCAGGUCAGAACAGCAUGACCAACAACAACGGAAGCAACACUCCGGGCAGCAACCCCAAUCCCCCCUCUAACUCCACUUCGACCCCAAACACCCAGUCUCCCCUGCCCACUGGCCCUGCUGCCCCGUCGACUGGGCCUGGAAAACUCUGUGGCCCUGGGAUGGUCUUCCCUUGUGGCCUUUGUACGGCAGAGGUGCAUGACGAUCAGGACGCCAUCCUGUGCGAGGCGUCGUGCCAACGCUGGUUCCACCGUGACUGCACAGGCCUGACAGAGCCUGCGUACGGGCUGCUGACUCGAGAGAGCGCUGCUGUUUGGGCCUGUGACUUCUGCAUCAAGACCAAGGACAUCCAAGCUGUGUUUGUGCGCCAGGGAUUAGGCCAGCUGGUGGCAGCUAAUGAGAGUUGAGAAGUGGAUGAGAAAGGAGCAGUGUGGAGGUGCAUCACAUAAGGACAAAUGGAGACAUUCUUUGCUUUGAUCUAACUGGUGACCUGUGUGUCAUGUCAGCUAAUUGUCCAACUUUCUCUUGACUAGCCCUUUACUUGUUCACUACACAGAGAAACACCCUCAUUGACUUUCAUGCUUAUAUAUAGCACUUUGAGUGACUCUUGGUAAAUGAU
Molecule: messenger RNA, 2191 nt
Organism: Perca fluviatilis (European perch)
Lineage: Eukaryota; Metazoa; Chordata; Actinopteri; Perciformes; Percidae
Gene: pygo2
Product: pygopus homolog 2 (Drosophila)
Exons: 4
Coding region: 219-1979 (586 amino acids)
Source: RefSeq, a predicted model, not a curated record